Molecule: messenger RNA, 841 nt
Organism: Nilaparvata lugens (brown planthopper)
Lineage: Eukaryota; Metazoa; Arthropoda; Insecta; Hemiptera; Delphacidae
Exons: 6
Coding region: 6-752 (248 amino acids)
Source: RefSeq, a predicted model, not a curated record
AUAAGAUGCUGAGGACUCGGGUAGUGGUGCUGGCAACUCUGUGGCUUGGCUUCUGUCUUCACACUGCUGUUCAUCCGGCCAACUCUUCUUGUCUACAGGAAACAUGGCAUCGGACGCCAGAGGACUCAGGCAUGAACAUUUUUAUCAACAAAAGUAUGGCAGACCAGUAUGAAUUACUCACGUGGCAAUGGUUGACUGAUUACAAAGAUGGACUCUGGACAAUCAGUCUCAAAAAAUGGCCUAAUUUGCAGUUUGUUACCGGAUCUUUGAAGUACAAAAGCAAGGUGACAGGCACAGAAUCUCACUUCGGCUGGAGAGUGAAAAAGAAACACCUCACAUGGUCUGGAAAACAAAAUCUUAUCUUUCAACCAGGCUGGAAUAUGUCGGUAUGCGGAUUCAGCGCUGACUGGGGCUUUAUACCCGGCUAUUACGGACAUUGGUCAUUUCGUCUAGGAAAUGUGACAAUGACAGGAGAGCUUGGCAGUGACUGGAUUGAUGAACUGAGAAUGGUUGAAUGUGUGAACGACAAGGACAGGCGAAAACGAUCGCCACAGGAAGCCGACCCCCCACCAGAUAUUCCCGAUGAAAUUCCGACAAACAACGAUGGAACCAGAUCGUUUUUGAAAUGGCUGUUGAGACGGACAGGCUUGGAACAAGGUGAUAAUGACGAAAGGAGCACUUGGGAGCGAGUAGGAGAUUUUCUGCUGAGUAUUGGGCAAAUAGCAUUGCGUUACCUCAUUUACUUUGUCUGAUCAUCCAAUUCAAUAAAUUUAUGAAUUUAUAAUAGUUGGUACGAUAAUAAAUGAAUAAUUAUUAUUUUAAACGAGAAUACCAAUUAAAU